UCCUCUCCCCGACUCGGAAAGUCCAAAGCUCCAAAAGCAAAUCUUUCCCGUUCCGCUUCCCCUCUUCUUUUCCGGCACCGUCUCUCUCCCGGAUCGGGCGACGAGGAGGAGGGGGCAAAAAAAAAGAUCGGAUUUGGUAGCUUCCUCCGUCGAUUCUCGCCGCCGGCACAGGAGGGGCGACGGCGUUUCUUGGCAUGCCCUAGCCCUGCCUGACGCCGUUGGGGUUGGGGGCCGGCCGAUCGUUCGCGAUGUCGUGGGGGCGCUUCCGCCGCACCCCGUUCCAUUCGGGGAUCCCGGCGAUGGCGAGGUGCUCCAGGCACAAGCCCGAGACACCUGUGGUGGUCAUCGACGAAGAGGAUGACCUAGGUGCUGGUGACGGUCCUUCCGACGAGGAGGUUUUCAUAAUCGAUGGUGAUGCGGCGAAGGGCCGGGUGGCUUCUGGGUGUAAGACCAAGAGAGGGAACAGCUCCAAUAGUAAUGUGAUUAACUUAGAUGAUGAUGAGGAUGAGGAGGGGGGUGGUGGUGUUGAUAGGGCAGGCCCUAGCAAUGCCCGUGCAGCUGGUUCUCCAGCAGCGACGACACCUGGCCGGGUUUCCCCGAGAAACAGAUAUGGGCUGGAUUAUAUUUCUGACAGCUAUGAGAGCGAUUGGUCCGAAGGGGACCCUGAUGGAGAUGGCAGCUCGGAUUGUGAGAUUCUUGAUGACACCUCUGGGACGGCUCGCAAACAGUGGGAGACAGCUGCAUCAAAAAGGUGUAUGCCUCAAGGUCGCUGGAAGUGUAAAAAUGGUAUGGCUAAUACAUCUGCAUCAAGUGCUGAGUCAAGCACACAACCAGAAGAAAGUGCAGAAUUCCAUAUGAGCGAGGGCACCUGGAAGUAUUAUAGUAACGUAUCGAAGGAAGGUGGGGUAAACAGUACAAAUGGUGCAACAUAUGGUGCUAAACCUUCAACCCCAGAUGUACAUGAAUGCCCAAAGGACAAUGCUUCCAAUGUAAACGAAGCUGAAGACUGCAAUGCCACCUCCAGAAUUGAUCCUGAACCAGCUUGUAAUGAUGAAGUAACUCAUUCCCAGAAUGGCGUUGUGCCUGAAAAAACCACAGAAAGAAGUCAGUCUCAGCACCUAGAUGAAGAAUAUACAAGCUACAGCUUUGUCUCAGCCAACAGGGUUUUUCCUGCAUGCUCCUCAUCAAAUUGGUAUGAUACAAGUCCAAUAUUUGUCAGUACUCCUGAAAACCCGGAUGGCACUUCUUCACAAAAGGAUGAAAUGUCAACGGAUGCUCACAACAAAAGCACCACAAAGAGCAAAGAGAAGUGUUCUGCACCAGAUAAUGGUUCUCUCAAUGGUCAACUAUCAAAAGAUUCACCCUUUUCUAGCAGAUGCAGCUGCUCAAGGCAAUCUGGAAAGAACUCUGCACAACUAGGGGCAAACUGGUGUUUAUGUGCUGCUGCCUCCAAUAAGAAUGCUUCUGCAAAUGUCAUAUUGGGAGAUUUCACGUCACCUCAGAAGGAUUUGGUGGAUGGUCCUGAAAAACCAGGCCUGUCUGCCAUGGUUAAGGAUGCUCCAGACAUUCUGGAUGGUUUAGUAGUUCAACGUGAAAAGCACAAAGAAUCUGAUGAGUACAAACGAGCAGAAGAGGAGGAGUGGGCAUCCAGACAGCAUCAAUUGCGAAUACAGGCUGAGGAGGCACAGAGGUUGCGGAAGAGAAAGAAAGCAGAAGCACUGCGAUUACUUGACAUGGAGAAGAGACAAAAACAAAGAUUACAGGAAGUCCGUGAAUCACAGAGAAAGAAUGAAGAAGAUAUACAACUAAAAGAAAAAUACAGAGGAGUGGUAAGGUUGGAGCUUGAAAGUAUGGAAAGAAGAUACAUUGAUAUGGCUUCAAUACUGAGUGCAUUAGGCAUCUCUGUUGUAAAUGGCAAGAUUAAAGCUGCCUACAAGCAGGCUCUUUUGAAAUUCCAUCCGGACAGAGUAUCAAGAAGUGAUAUGUACCAACAGGUCAAAGCAGAAGAGACAUUCAAGUUUAUUUCACGCCUGAAAGAGAAGCUGCUUCUCUAAUUAGCAUAUCCCUGUUCAGUUAAACACAGCGCGCAACCAGUUUUUUUUUUUUUGGUUAAAGUUGUAGCUAGAUUAAUUUAUUCAUACGCUGAAUUCUCAUCAGCAGGCACAAAGUUCCACAGUUCUGAAUGUCAUUCUUAGAGCUAAUGCUUAGCAUUCGUUAUCCUUGAGGAUUUUUAGUUGUGAGGGUGUUAGCAGCAGCAGUGAGCUUGUGUGCCUUGAUAUACUUGUUAUUUUGAGAUGGGGCAAAAUGUUUGUAUAGGAAUGACGGUAGAAGAUUACUAUACACAGAUCUUUCAUUAUCUAACUGACAGAAUGGCACGUCGUCUUUUCUUUGUAAAGAGGCGAGACUGCUGUGGUUCGCUUACGAUUUUCUAUACCUGUACUUCACAGAAUGGGGUCUCAUAAGGAGACUCAUGCAUUUCUUACGUGAACUUACCUCUUUUGAGGACUAAUUAUGA
Messenger RNA from Oryza brachyantha (malo sina), 2515 nucleotides. RefSeq lists its product as uncharacterized. The transcript is spliced from 5 exons. The coding region runs from base 249 to 2054 and encodes 601 amino acids. Lineage: Eukaryota; Viridiplantae; Streptophyta; Magnoliopsida; Poales; Poaceae. The record is from RefSeq and is a predicted model, not a curated record.